This is a messenger RNA of Dovyalis caffra, 163 nucleotides long. NCBI's taxonomy places the organism in Eukaryota, Viridiplantae, Streptophyta, Magnoliopsida, Malpighiales, Salicaceae. The record is from the annotation of a GenBank genome assembly.
AUGCAUGAAAAUGAGAGGAAUCAGACUUAUUUGAUGAAUAAGGAGAACGAAGUCCGGGUUUUGGAGAAAAAGAAAUCUGAUAGGAGUGAUAAUUUUACAAAUAUAAGCAAGACAACAAGUUCAAAGGCUAGAAUGAACCAAGAGGUAGUAGAGAUUGGGGAAG